Erpetoichthys calabaricus (reedfish) is the source of this 4822-nucleotide messenger RNA. It is a transcript of the gene as3mt, whose product is annotated as arsenite methyltransferase. Lineage: Eukaryota; Metazoa; Chordata; Cladistia; Polypteriformes; Polypteridae. Gene Ontology annotation, cellular component: cytosol. Gene Ontology annotation, molecular function: arsenite methyltransferase activity. Bases 684 to 1841 code for a protein of 385 amino acids. The record is from RefSeq and is a predicted model, not a curated record. Gene Ontology annotation, biological process: toxin metabolic process; arsonoacetate metabolic process. The transcript has 11 exons.
AUAACAAAAUGAUUAUGCUUUAAUUUUUGCAUCGUACUCUUGUCAUUAAGGUACACGACUUAACUGACUGUGAGCAGCUGACAAGAAGCAGCUCCUUCCCCAAUAAUGAUAAUUUACCAAGAAGUAAGGUAUUGCCCAAAUACACGACGUUUACCAAAAAGACUGUCUAUUCAAAUUAGCCAAGAAAAAAGAAGCAGGUUGCUGGCUAACCCACCCACGAGUAGGUGAAGCCCUAUUGCAGGCACACACAUUGAGCACUGUUGCGUUUUGUCCGACAUUACACACUUUUAACAAUACCAGACGUUUCCAGCUCCCCGUGUCAGCGGUUCAUAUAGUAAAACCACCAAUUUAGCAACACUUAUCAGUGCGAACCACUUGUUAGUUCAGCUUUCAGAAGAGAAUGAAGGACGUGCGUCCGAAGCGAGCCCGCCAGUUAAAAUCCCAUGCGCGCCCGGAGUCUGUCCUUGCCAGGCGGCAGUGUGGGUGCGGCUCCCGAAUCCUCCAAUGAGAUUUUGCGCUGAGUGGGCGGGAUCGUCGAGGGUGCGCUUGAGUCGCACUGUGACAGUACAGUUUCGGCUUCCCUGGACAAUCGACGGAAUAGCGGAAAUUGAGCAGAGCUCGAAAUUACAAGGAACGCUUAGAAAGUCUGUCUGAUACCAGAUCACCAGCGUUAGAAGGUCACGAUGAACGAGGGCUGCGGAGAAAACAGCUGUGCACUGGGAUGUGGCUUCAUGGAAUCUGUUAUACACUGUGAUAUUAAGGAGUACUAUGGCAAACACCUUCAGAGUUCUGAAGAUCUCAAGACAAAUGCCUGCAAGACCUCGGCAAGGCCACUUCUAGCCACCAUUCAGAAUGCCUUCAAGAAUAUACAUCCUGAAGUUGUUUCUAGGUACUAUGGCUGUGGAAUGGUGAUUCCAGAAUGUCUAGAAGGUUGUCGUGUGCUGGAUCUAGGGUGUGGAGCUGGAAGGGACUGUUUUCUACUGAGCCAGCUGGUUGGAGAGGAGGGUCAUGUAACAGGAAUUGACAUGACAGAAGAGCAGAUCGCUGUAGCACAGAAAUAUGUGGACUACCAUACUGAGAAGUUUGGCUUUAAGAGACCCAAUGUGAAUUUCCUCCAAGGAUAUAUUGAAACCCUACAGGAGGUCGGCCUACAGGAGUGCAGCUAUGAUGUUAUCAUAUCAAACUGUGUGAUUAACCUGUCCCCAGACAAGAAAGCAGUUCUGAAAGAAGCCUAUCGUGUACUUAAGGAUGGUGGAGAAAUGUAUUUCAGUGAUGUCUAUGUAAAUAAACGUCUUCCAAAGAAUCUGAGAGACCACAAAAUACUGCUGGGGGAGUGUCUCGGAGGUGCAUUGUGGUGGCUAGACCUUAUUCAGCUGGCACAAGAAGUUGGCUUCUGCACCCCAAGAUUAGUCAGCUCCAGCCUGAUUAGUAUUAAUAAUAAGGAACUGGAGAGUUUAAUUGAAGGAUACCAGUUUGUUUCUGCAACAUUCCGUCUGUUCAGGAUUCCUAACAACAUUAAAAGGUCAAGGUACCAGGUCAUAUACAAUGGCUCCAUUACUGACAAGGAAGAUUGCUUGGAUUUUGAUGCAAGCUUUAAAUUUAAGGAGGGAGAAGUGGUUGAAGUAGAUGGAGAGUUGGCCACAAUUUUGAAAUGCUCCCGAUUUGUAAAUGAAUUUAUGUAUUGUCCAAUGAUUGAUGAGAAGGCAUCAGUUGUUCACUGCAGAUCAACACCUGAGGCUGUCAACUUAAAUCCCUUUGACCUGGCAAAACAACUGGAGGUAAAGAGCAGUAAGUCACCCAUUGGAGGAUGUUGUGGGCAAAGGGAGUCUGGAUGCUGCUAGCAGAGCCUUAAAAAAUAGUUAAUGCUCAUAUUAGGGGAAAAACUCCUUUUCCUGUGUGUGUCCUCCUGCUGUAUUGUUUAAAAGACUGGAACUAAUUAAUAGGAUCUGAUACAGAUGAACAGUUUUUUUUUUGAAGAAGCAUGAUGGGGUACUUUGAAACAGAAGAGUAAUGGAGGCAAUACCUUCAUUCCCUCAGGAUGGCACCACAAGGCAGCCAAGACCCAAUAUAGGACCUCAACUUCAUGAUGACUUUGCCGAAAAAACUGCAAGGGGCUUAAUUAGAUAUGCCAGAGUGGUAUCUUGCAAUUUUCAGCAAAUCUGUCUGAUAUUUCCUGCACAAACAUUGCUGCACAUUUGAAAUCGGUUAUUUGCCUUGCUAAUCCUCACAUGUUGUGACUUUAUCUCACAUAUUUCGAUAAGUCUGUACAUUAAAACACUGUGUUUUUAUUUGGCCCAAUUAGUAAAUAACUACUUUCUUAUUAAAUCAUUCUGAUUUUUAAAUCAGCUCUGUUUUCUAUGAACUACUGUGAAAUCUCAUUAUUUUUACUAUUUUCCAGUAGAUGUGGUUAAAAAAUAGUUACACAAAUAUGUUAAUUUUAAAAACUAAUUUAAAAAUAACCUUGUUAAAAGAAGUAAACUUACAGUAUAUUAAACAUCUCUGUUAUCAAAUAUGAGGAGAUAGCCAGGGUUAGAUUUUGAUAUUCAUUUGUUGUUACAAGGGUUGUACCAAAAUUAGUGGACACAUUCAUUUUACAAUUCUUUAAAGAUACGAACAAGGCAUUAUGACAUGUCAAUUAAGUUUGUAAUUUUUGUCUACUCUUCUUCAAGUCUGUAUGUCUUUCCACUGUUCUAGACGUUCGAAGAUGCCUUUGGGGUAGAAUUCCAUUCCAGCCUAUUCCUAUUCCAUUCCUGCAUGGCCUUGUUAUUCUGAGUGUCCCAUGUUGAUAUGUUUCUGAUGAGCUCCCUUUUGUCUUGUUUGGUAAACGGAGUUUUGGGUUUUCGACAGGGCUGUUAAGCAAAAGCAGCGUUUCUGUCUUUAAAGUUCUUUACUUAUUCUCCAAUUUUGCCAGCUUCCAUAUAUACAUUCAAAUCAUAAAUGAAUGUUAGCCACAAAGAAAGUUUCCUUCAUAUAAAUUUCUGUAAUGCAGCAUUGUUGAAAAUUGUUUUUUUUCAGCCAUUUUCUUGACAUUAAAAUAAGGGGUACCAAUCUGCAUAACAGAAGAUAAGGAUGAAAGUAAUGGAAACACUGUAGGUUAGAAGUGUUCAUAUGGGAAGCACAUGUCUCCAUUCCCUCUGGCCUUAUAUCCCUAAAAUUGCUGUCAGAAAGAGACAAAUGCCUGUGCCCAUAAUUCAUUUGAGUGUAUUUGAUCGGAUGUAGAAAAGACGUUUUAAAGGGCUUCACAAACUUAAAUCAAACUAACUAACCAGUGAACACUUUUUGAGGAGCAAUAAAAAUGGGUUGUCAAAGAAAGCAGAGCAGAAUCAUUGUCCAGAAUACUCAAGAAUAAAAUCAAAAUGUAUACAAGGUCAUGCAAGGAACAUUUGCUUUGAAAAGCUGGGAUGCUCAGAAUGCUGUACUUCCAUUUUAAAUAGUGAACACGUGAUGGCAUCCUGUGUCACAUCCAUGCUGAUCACAUGAUAUCAACCACCUUGGUUACCACUAAAUAAAAUAACCUUCAAAAGGACACACACACAAAAUAGCAACACAGGCAAUAAAAAAACAACACAGAUAAUGGUGACAAGAUGAUGUCGCUGCCAUGAUGGUAAAAUUGAACAAUAUGUGAUUAAUAAUUUUACAAAACAUGAAACUGAUAAAAUUCAUUGCCAGGCAGGUUGAGAAUCUUUUAUCUGUUGCUCCUCUACAUGAUAAUAACCUUUUUCAACCUUCUCAAAUUCACUCAGUAUAUAAUCUUUGGAAAACCCUCUGGAUUAAGAAACUAAGAGAACAGUUUAUAGAUUAAAUAGUUGCAUUUUAUGAACAAUUAUGCUUCAAAGUCACCAGCAACACAAUUUUUCCACUAUUUUCAAAUUUUAAAUUUUAUUAAACAAAAUCUCCCAAAUUUUCCACCUAUUUCUAUUUCAGAGGAAGCACUGAUUAGCCUUUAAGUCUCAUGGCAGCAUCUCAUCAAUAAAGAAAAACAUCUCAAAGAAUCUUCCCUUCAAUGACCCUAGGGUAUGGUGGGAAGAGAACAGUUCAAUUAACAUCUCAGAAAAGGAGUGGAAGGUAACCAUACAUUGAAUACACUCUGGCUCUAUACAGUAUGUGCAAAGCAUUUAAUAAUUCAACUUAUUAUAUUUCAUCUAUCACACUUACUCAAAAUUGUCCAAAAUGUACCCAGGGCAAUAUCCAAAAUGUGGGUGUUACCAUUUAGCCCCAGCAUCACUAGGCCAUAUGUUUUGGGAGUGCACCAAGUUAACAUCAUUCUGGACAAAAAUCUUUGAAUGCGUAUCAAACAACCUUGGUGUUGCGAUCCCUCCUAACUCAUUAACAGCUGUGUUUGGUGUAUUCCCAGAUGGGCUUAAAGUAGAGAAGGACAAAUACAUUGUAAUAGUCUAAACCACACUACUAGCACCUAGACUUAAACCCAUCUUUUAUAACUCAAUGGGUAACUGCCGCACUAUAUUAUUUGAAAUUAUAAGAAAUCAAAUUUUCGAUUUAAGGAUCUGUUCAAAUCUUUUUUAAAACAUGGCAAGACUUAAUUAAAAUAAAAUGUAAAAUAUGCAUUUGGAUAGGGGUAAAAAGGUGUUUUUUGUAUGUUUUUCCCUUCUCUUAACUCUCUUCACUGUCUCUCAUGUGGGGCUUGAAUUCUUCUUCUCUUAGGUUAUGUUUUUUCUAUGUUUUCUUUGUAUUUUUAAUUUCCUGGAGUUUUUUUUUCUCAAGAUUAAUUUUGAAGUUAUGUAUUGUAUAAGUUCUGCAAAUGUUAUCUGCUUGAUUGCACAAAAUUUUAAAAAAUCAACGUAAGAAUGCAAAUUGUACAAAG